UUGACACUUCGACAGUGACAGAUUUGUUUGUUUGUUCGAUUUGACGUGGAAAUUUUGAGUUGUAUUCCAGCAGGUUAUUCCAAAUUUCCAGGCGGAUAAAAGAAAAUUGUAACUAUUAAGAAACAACAGCGAUUUCGGUUCAUAAAAAUGAGUGCAUUUAAAAGGGAAAAGAAAGAGGAAGAGGACGGGGGAGGCAAUCCUUUCCAAAAUAUUGAGAAAACUUCAGUGCUUCAGGAAGCCAGGAUUUUCAAUGAAACCUCUGUCAAUCCUAGAAAAUGUACACCAAUCCUUACGAAGCUACUUUACAUGCUAAAUCAGGGUGAACAACUGAGUGCAAAAGAAGCCACAGAUGUUUUCUUCGCUAUGACAAAACUAUUUCAGUCAAAAGACGUCAUACUUCGAAGACUAGUGUAUCUUGGAAUCAAGGAGCUAAGCUCUAUUGCAGAUGAUGUUAUCAUUGUUACAUCCAGUUUGACUAAGGAUAUGACUGGCAAAGAAGAUAUGUAUAGAGCUGCUGCAAUAAGGGCAUUAUGCAGUAUUACAGAUGCAACAAUGUUACAAGCCAUUGAAAGAUACAUGAAACAAGCCAUUGUCGAUCGUAAUCCUGCAGUUAGCUCUGCAGCAUUAGUCAGUUCUUUGCAUAUGACAAAAUUUGCACCAGAGGUUGUUAAAAGAUGGGUAAAUGAAGCACAAGAAGCUGUUAACAGUGACAACAUUAUGGUACAAUAUCACGCUUUGGGCCUUUUAUAUCAUAUCAGAAAAACUGACAGAUUAGCGGUUACAAAGUUAGUUUCUAGACUGACAAGAAUGUCUUUGAAGAGUCCUUAUGCUGUUUGUAUGUUGAUCAGGAUUUCUGCUAAACUGAUCGAAGAAGAAGGCAGUGACAGUAAUUCUCCAUAUUUUGAAUACAUCGAAUCUUGUUUCCGUCAUAAAUCUGAAAUGGUUGUCUAUGAAGCUGCCCAUGCUAUUGUGAAUCUAGAUCGUACCUCUAGUAGAGAACUUGCUCAAGCCAUAAGUGUUUUGCAGUUGUUCUGUGGAGCACCUAAACCGACACUGAGAUUUGCUGCUGUGAGAACUUUAAAUCAAGUAGCUAUUUCUCAUCCUACAGCUGUAACUGCUUGUAAUAUAGAUUUAGAGAAUCUGAUUACUGACUCGAAUAGGUCGAUAGCAACUUUGGCGAUUACUACUCUUCUAAAAACAGGUGCCGAAUCCUCAGUAGAUCGUCUAAUGAAACAAAUAGCCUCUUUUGUAUCAGAGAUAAGCGAUGAAUUCAAAGUUGUAGUUGUUCAAGCAAUUCAAGCCUUAGCCCUAAAGUUCCCUAGGAAACACAGUGUCCUGAUGAAUUUCUUGUCUGCAAUGCUCAGAGAUGAAGGAGGUUUAGAGUAUAAAGCUUCAAUAGCGGACACAAUCAUUACUAUCAUUGAAGACAAUCCAGAAGCUAAAGAGACUGGUUUGGCACAUCUUUGUGAAUUUAUUGAAGAUUGUGAGCAUAUAUCCCUUGCUGUUAGAAUCUUGAAUUUGUUGGGUAAGGAGGGACCUAAAACCAAACAACCGUCAAGAUACAUAAGAUUUAUUUACAACCGUGUAAUACUGGAAUGUCCUUCAAUAAGAGCAGCAGCUGUAUCUGCAAUGGCGCAGUUUGGUGCAUCUUGUCCAAAUCUCCUCGAAAACAUCCAGGUUUUAUUAGCUCGUUGUCAGAUGGAUUCUGAUGAUGAAGUUAGAGACAGAGCCACAUAUUACAGCAGCAUCUUGAACAGAAAUGAUAAAAGUUUGUACAACAAUUACGUCCUGGAUACAUUACAAGUUUCCAUUCCGGCAUUGGAGAGGUCAUUAAAAGAAUAUUCACAGUCAAAUACAGAUCAGCCAUUUGAUAUUAAGGCUGUUCCAGUGGCAGCUGUAACCAAACCAGAUGAGCACGAAGUGAAGCAGAAAUCUGAAGGGAUGUUGAUAAGUAAUGGUCCUGCUAGAGCGCCACCCGCUUCUAGGGAAGAGAACUUCGCAGAAAGAUUGUCUGCUUUACCAGAUGUCAACCUCCUAGGUUCACUAUUUAAAAGUUCAGAGGUAGUUGAACUGACAGAAUCCGAAACAGAAUAUGUAGUUAGAUGUGUCAAACAUUCAUACGCCAGACAUAUUGUACUUCAGUUUGAUUGUCUGAACACACUUGAUGAUCAACUACUAGAAAAUGUAAGGGUGCAGUUGGAUCCAAGUGAAGGCUAUGAAAUAAUCAAAGAAAUUCCUUGUCCCAAGUUGCCUUACAAUGAAACUGGCACAGUUUACAUAAUUCUGAAGUUCCCUGAAGACGAUUUACAAAACAGUAUUGGCACAUUUGGCGCCGUUCUUAAAUUUCUUGUGAAAGAUUGUGAUCCAGCUACUGGAAUACCAGACAUUGACGCAGGAUAUGAUGAUGAAUAUAUGCUGGAAGACCUGGAAGUAACUCUUGGCGACCAAAUCCAAAAAGUCAGCAAAGCCAAUUGGGGUGCCGCGUGGGAAGAAGCUGAAGCUUCUUCUUAUGAAAUGGAGGACACUUAUGCUCUCAGUUCGAUGAAUAGUUUAGAAGAAGCUGUUGGCAAUAUUAUUAAGUUCUUAGGAUUACAGCCAGCGGAAAGAAGCGAUAAAGUACCUAAAGAUAAAACUACGCACACUUUACUUUUAGCUGGAAUAUUCCGAGGCGGUAUUGAUAUUUUGGUGAGGGCCAAAUUGGCGCUGGCAGAUGGAGUUACAAUGCAAUUGACGGUGAGAUCGCAAGAUGAAGGAGUUUCAGACUUGAUUACGUCUGUUGUGGGCUAAAAGCUACUGGAUUUUAAAUAGUUUAGUACUAAGAAUAAAUUGUAUAUUAAAUUAUAUUAUAUUAUAUUGUGUCUAUCCAUUCAGUUAAUGAAAAAGAAUUAACUCGAUUUUAUAAUUUUUAUCCAAAAUAAAAAUUCAGUUAUCAAUGUA
Messenger RNA from Ceutorhynchus assimilis (cabbage seed weevil), 2937 nucleotides. The record is from the annotation of a GenBank genome assembly. NCBI's taxonomy places the organism in Eukaryota, Metazoa, Arthropoda, Insecta, Coleoptera, Curculionidae.